Choloepus didactylus (southern two-toed sloth) is the source of this 3999-nucleotide messenger RNA. RefSeq names its product tubulin gamma complex associated protein 3 (gene TUBGCP3). Gene Ontology annotation, cellular component: gamma-tubulin small complex; equatorial microtubule organizing center; centrosome. The record is from RefSeq and is a predicted model, not a curated record. The transcript is spliced from 22 exons. Gene Ontology annotation, biological process: meiotic cell cycle; mitotic cell cycle; microtubule nucleation. The coding region runs from base 298 to 3021 and encodes 907 amino acids. NCBI's taxonomy places the organism in Eukaryota, Metazoa, Chordata, Mammalia, Pilosa, Megalonychidae. Gene Ontology annotation, molecular function: microtubule minus-end binding; gamma-tubulin binding.
AGUUUCGGCGGGUUCUGUUAAAAUGGCGCCGUGUACACCGGCGGUCCCUGUAUUUUAGCCUGUCAGGGGAGGACGCCGGAGCCCACGCGCGGGGCGCGGAGAGGGGCUGUCGGUGGUGACUGUCAGGAGGGUCCCCGUGUGCAGCAGCGGCGGGGUCAGGGCGGAGUCCCCGGAGCGCGCUCCGGCGUGGGGAGGACCGGGAGCAGCCAGCGGGUGAGUGGCAGGGGCUGCCCACCUGGGUCCCGCCGGCUUCCGUCCCAGCCGCCGUUCCCCUACGUUUUCAGUCCCGAGGCGAGGAUGGCGACACCGGAUCAGAAGUCGCCGAAUGUUCUGCUGCAGAACCUGUGCUGCCGAAUUCUGGGCAAGAACGAAGCUGAUGCAGCACAACAGUUCCAGUAUGCUGUGCGAGUUAUUGGCAGCAAUUUUGCCCCAACUGUUGAAAGAGAUGAAUUUCUAGUAGCUGAAAAAAUCAAGAAAGAACUUAUUAGACAAAGAAGAGAAGCAGAUGCUGCAUUAUUUUCAGAACUUCACAGAAAACUUCAUUCACAGGGAGUUUUGAAAAAUAGAUGGUCAAUACUCUACCUCUUGCUAAGCCUUAGUGAAGAUCCACGUAAGCAGCCAAACAAGGUUUCUAGCUAUGCCACAUUAUUUGCUCAAGCAUUACCAAGAGAUGCUCAUUCAACUCCAUAUUACUAUGCCAGGCCUCAGACUCUCCCACUGAAUUACCAGGAUCGGAACACCCAGUCCGCACAGAGUUCUGGCAGUGUGGGAAGCAGUGGAAUCAGCAGUAUAAGUGUGUAUGCCCUAAAUGGCCCAACACCAACACCACAAUCUCUCCUUCCAGGACAGUCUCAUCAAGCUCCAGGAGUAGGAGAUUGCCUUCGACAACAUUUGGGGUCACGUCUUGCAUGGACAUUAAGUGCAAACCAGACUUCUUUACAAACCACUACCUCAAAAGGUAUCCCAAACCCUGUUUCUCGCAAUGUGGCAAGGUCAAGGAGAGAAGGGGAUACGGGUGGUAAUGUGGAAGUUAAUGAAUCAACUCUAGUAAGAGAUAUUUUGUACGUCUUCCAGGGCAUAGAUGGCAAAAAUAUCAAAAUGAGCAAUACUGAAAAUUGUUAUAAAGUGGAAGGAAAGGCAAAUCUAAAUAAAUCCUUGAGAGAUACAACAAUCAGACUUGCUGAGCUGGGAUGGUUACAUAAUAAAAUCAGAAAAUACACUGACCAGAGGAGUUUAGACCGUUCAUUUGGACUUGUAGGUCAGAGCUUUUGUGCGGCCUUGCACCAAGAACUCAAAGAAUACUAUCGAUUACUCUCUGUUUUACAUUCUCAGCUACAGUUAGAGGAUGAUCAAGGUGUAAAUUUGGGACUUGAGAGUAGCUUAACACUUAGACGCCUCCUGGUUUGGACUUAUGAUCCUAAAAUAAGACUGAAGACUCUUGCAGCCCUGGUUGAUCACUGUCAAGGAAGGAAAGGUGGUGAACUGGCAUCAGCCGUCCAUGCUUAUACAAAAACAGGAGAUCCAUAUAUGAGAUCUCUAGUACAGCAUAUUCUUAGCUUAGUAUCUCAUCCUGUUUUGAAUUUUCUUUACCGUUGGAUAUAUGAUGGAGAACUAGAGGACACAUACCAUGAAUUUUUUGUAGCAUCAGAUCCAACAGUUAAAACAGAUCGACUGUGGCAUGACAAGUAUACUUUAAGAAAAUCAAUGAUUCCUUCGUUUAUUACAAUGGAUCAAUCUAGGAAGGUCCUUUUGAUAGGAAAAUCAAUAAAUUUCUUACACCAGGUUUGUCAUGAUCAAACACCAACUGCAAAGAUGAUAGCUGUUACAAAGUCUGCAGAGUCACCCAAGGAUGCUGCAGAUUUAUUCACAGAUUUAGAAAAUGCAUUUCAAGGGAAAAUUGAUGCAGCUUAUUUUGAGACCAGCAAAUAUCUAUUGGAUGUUCUCAAUAAAAAAUACAGUUUGCUGGACCACAUGCAGGCAAUGAGGCGGUACUUACUUCUUGGUCAAGGAGAUUUUAUAAGGCACUUAAUGGAUUUGCUUAAACCAGAACUCGUCCGUCCGGCUACCACUCUGUAUCAGCAUAACUUGACUGGAAUUCUUGAAACUGCUGUCAGAGCAACCAAUGCACAGUUUGACAGUCCUGAAAUUCUCAAAAGACUGGAUGUUAGACUUCUGGAGGUCUCUCCAGGUGACACUGGGUGGGAUGUCUUCAGCCUAGAUUAUCAUGUUGAUGGACCAAUUGCCACUGUAUUUACUCGAGAAUGUAUGAGUCAUUACUUAAGAGUAUUUAACUUCCUGUGGCGGGCUAAACGGAUGGAAUAUAUCCUUACUGACAUACGAAAAGGACAUAUGUGUAAUGCAAAGCUCCUGAGAAAUAUGCCAGAGUUCUCUGGGGUGCUGCAUCAGUGUCACAUUCUGGCAUCUGAAAUGGUCCAUUUCAUUCACCAAAUGCAGUAUUACAUUACAUUUGAGGUGCUUGAAUGUUCUUGGGAUGAACUUUGGAACAAAGUACAGCAGGCUCAAGAUUUGGAUCACAUUAUUGCAGCACAUGAGGUUUUCUUAGAUACCAUCAUUUCUCGAUGUCUACUGGACAGUGAUUCCAGAGCGCUUUUAAAUCAACUCAGAGCUGUGUUUGAUCAAAUUAUUGAACUUCAGAAUGUUCAAGAUGCAAUAUACAGAGCUGCAUUGGAAGAAUUACAGAGACGAUUACAGUUUGAGGAGAAAAAGAAACAGCAUGAAAUUGAGGGCCAGUGGGGAGUGACAGCAGCAGAGGAAGCUGAAGAGAACAAGAGGAUUCAAGAAUUUCAAGAAUCGAUACCAAAAAUGUGUUCACAGUUGCGAAUAUUGACACAUUUCUACCAGGGCAUUGUGCAGCAAUUUUUGGUGUUACUGACAACCAGCUCUGACGAAAGUCUCCGGUUUCUUAGCUUUAGAUUGGACUUUAAUGAACAUUAUAAAGCCAGAGAGCCAAGACUCCGAGUGUCUCUGGGCACCAGAGGGCGACGCAGUUCCCACACAUGAAGCAUUUUGUUUCACCACAAGAACUACAAAAGAUAUUAAUUGCAUUAAUUAAACAGAAAAAUUUACAUUUAAAUUCUAAAGCCAAAUGACAUGCUGUGCAGUGACUACCAUUUCUGUCACCAAUACUUCAGGUGUUUUGAUGGCAAGGUGUUAUGGUAGAAUUAAAGGUCGUGUUUUUAUACCUUGGAGUUGAAUAUAUUUGUAAUAUCCCCAAGUUAAAUAGGUUGGUUUGCACUAUUCAGAUUUAUUGUUUAAAGUCUUCAUAUUUAAAGGAUACCACACUUUGUUGAGGCUUCUUAAGCUCUCCAUAAUAUAAUUUAUAUUUGUCACUUUUUAAACAAUCACAAUUUCUUUUUGAAAAUAAUAGGGUGAUUGGGUAUUCAUCAGGUAAAAUGGUAAUGUCAUUACUAUUUUUUAAACAUCCUCUUUAAAGGCCAUUUUUGUUAAUAUAGUCAAAUUAAAUUGAAAAACAAUGUCCCUACCAAGAAAAUGUAGAGUAUUUUAUUUUAGUUUUGUGUGUGUUCUAAAGUAUUAACCUCUGUGAGAACUUUUGAGCCUCGAUGAAUUAUCUUUACAUGUUAAUUCUUUUUUUCUCUUCGUUCAAAGUUUACAUUUUUGUAUUUAAUUUAAUAUUUUAGAGAAGUUCUAAAAUAGUGAUAUGGAACAUAAACAUCCUUAAAAAGUGAUAACUAAAUUUCUUGAAACUGUCAGCUGUAGUAAUGUGUAAAUAUGAAUGACUAGAAAACUUAAUGAAGUAUUUUAUUUUCAAAAUUCUGAGAAGCAUUGGAAAGAAAUUGACUUGGAUAAUGAAGAUUUCCUUUUUCCUUGCCUAUUUUUUCAUUGUAAAUAUUUAUAUACUUCUGACCACAUGUUGGGGGGUACUGUUUUUUGUAAAAAUGUCAUAUCAAGUCAUAUAAAUCUGCCUUUAUUAUGUUCCACAAGUGAAAACUGAGAAAAUUAAAAGCAAUUAUCUUUCAA